Messenger RNA from Podarcis raffonei (Aeolian wall lizard), 1196 nucleotides. RefSeq names its product estrogen receptor binding site associated antigen 9 (gene EBAG9). Gene Ontology annotation, cellular component: secretory granule. Bases 158 to 811 code for a protein of 217 amino acids. The record is from RefSeq and is a predicted model, not a curated record. NCBI's taxonomy places the organism in Eukaryota, Metazoa, Chordata, Lepidosauria, Squamata, Lacertidae. The transcript has 6 exons.
GAAGAGGUGGAGUCGAGCUCGCGAGCGGGUCUCCCAGGUGACAGCGAGGCCGGGCUGGCGGCAACGGCCUAUGAGGGAAGCAAGCGAUGGCAGCAGCGGCGGCAGCAGCGGCGGCGGCAACGGCCACGUCUGAGCGGGAGGCCGCGUCCGCCCUUGAAUGAAGGGAGCCCGCGGUCGCCGAGGGAAGCGGCUCCCCCUCGGCUCGCGCCGCCGCCGUCGUGUCGCCUCUUCUCCCGCUUGGCGCUGGACAAGGACUGGAAGAGGGCGAAAACUUAGUGGAGAUCAAAUAACUUUACCAACUACUGUGGAUUACUCGUUGGUUCCAAAGCAGUCAGAAGUAGAAGACUGGACUUCGUGGGAUGAAGAUGCACCUACAAGCGUGAAGAUUGAAGGUGGCAAUGGCGAUGUGGCCAAUCAGCAAAAUGGUUUGGAAGAAAUGGAGCCUGACUAUUUUAAGGACAUGACGCCAACAAUAAGGAAAACACAGAAAAUUAUUGUUAAAAAACGCGAACCCUUAAGUUUUGGGAACCAGGAUGUCAGUGCAGGAUUUUCUAGUAGAUUAGCAGCUACACAAGACACUCCUUUUAUUCAUCAGUCUCCAGAACUGGGAGACUUGGAGACAUGGCAGGAAAACAGAAAUGCUUGGGAAGAAGAGGAAGAUGCCUCCUGGCAAGCAGAAGAGGUUCUUAGGCAGCAGAAAAUAGCAGAAAGGGAAAAAAGGGCAGCUGAGCAACAAAGGAAGAAAAUGGAGAAAGAAGCACAGCGGUUAAUGAAGAAAGAACAAAAUAAAAUUGGUGUGAAGCUGUCCUAACAACAUUUGCCUUGGUCUCAAGGAGCCAGCAGUGGGGAGAGAAUUCAGCUUCAUUAUUUUGUAUUGAUCUCAGUAUUUUUAGAACUCCGGCUCACUACUUAUUUUAAAGCCAUCUUGGAAGAGACGGUUCGUUCUUCCAUAAAGCAACUGGACAGUUCAAACAACGACAGCAUCAUCCCAUUUAAUCCCAUCAAGUUGGGACAGUGUUUCCUGCAGAAGCCCUGUCCCCGUGCACUCCCACUGCGAGAAGAGCUGCUACUUCAUAAACUCUUCAAAUGCCUGUUUUGAAGCUAAAGGGAAAAGGGUGUAAAUAAUUGAAUGAUGGCAAUCUAUUGUCUAUUAUGCUUAUUACGAGAAAGGUGUGUAAUUAAAUAAUUUUAAAGAA